UCUCCUCAGCUUCCCGAAACGACGCCGCAACCUUUGAAACAUUAUUCUCUCCCUUCCAACAAAUUAUAUAAUCGCCUGACCUGACUUUUAACAUCAGCAAGCACGUUGGUACAUAGGCCGUCUCCCACGCACGCACCUCUCCAGACUCCCCUUUCAAACUAUCGUCAAUUCCAUCAUCUUCCUUCCAGUUCUAGGCUUUUGAGUCGCCAUCUAUCCUUAUUUGUUCUCGAUCCAUCUGGAUGCGCCUGUAUUAAGGGAAGUUAAUUUAUGAUGGCGAAUAAAGUAGAUCACGAGUACGACUAUCUGUUCAAGAUCGUACUGAUCGGGGACUCUGGAGUCGGCAAAUCAAACAUUCUGUCGAGGUUUACGCGGAAUGAGUUCUGCUUGGAGUCCAAAUCCACCAUCGGAGUCGAAUUCGCUACCAGAACUCUUCAGGUAGAGGGAAAGACAGUUAAGGCUCAGAUAUGGGAUACUGCUGGACAGGAGAGGUAUCGUGCAAUUACUAGUGCUUACUACAGAGGAGCUGUUGGUGCCCUCCUUGUCUAUGACAUUACAAAGAGGCAAACUUUUGAUAAUGUCCAGAGGUGGCUCCGAGAAUUGAGAGACCACGCAGAUUCUAACAUUGUCAUCAUGAUGGCUGGAAACAAGAGAGACCUAAACCAUCUCAGAGCCGUUUCUGAGCAGGACGGUCAGGCCUUGGCAGAGAAGGAAGGACUUUCAUUUCUCGAAACAUCUGCACUGGAAGCUCUUAACAUUGAGAAGGCAUUCCAGACAAUUUUGACAGAUAUCUACCAUAUCAUAAGCAAGAAAGCAUUGGCAGCCCAGGAGGCAGCUGCCACUGCAGUUCCUGGUCAAGGGACAACUAUCAAUGUCAGCAAUGCAUCAGGAAAUGUAAAGCGAGGUUGCUGUUCUACUUAAUUUCACAUUUGAGUGAGGAAGCAAUGAUUUGAAGAACAGUUUUUUGGGCAAGAUAAAGGCUUGUAGAAUACUUGUUUACUUUUUCUGGGAUGAAAAAGAAGGCUUGCGAGUAUUGAAACAAAAAGAACAAGUACCGGCUUCUUAGGGGUCUUUGGUCUUUCAUGAGACAUCCUUAGUUCUUAUGAUAUAGUGGGAGUUUCUGAUACUGGCCUGUUAGAUUGUAACAGAUUAAUUGAACAUCUCAAUUGAGAGGAGACAGGGCGAAAAGAGUGGUGUGAAAGCAUAGUGUUUCCUUACAGAUUUUUUGUUGGAUUAAUUCUAUAAUAAAACUCAUACCAUCAUUUAACAUUCUCUUUCUAA
Messenger RNA from Diospyros lotus (date-plum), 1278 nucleotides. Its product is annotated as ras-related protein Rab2BV. The transcript is spliced from 3 exons. Gene Ontology annotation, cellular component: endosome. Lineage: Eukaryota; Viridiplantae; Streptophyta; Magnoliopsida; Ericales; Ebenaceae. The record is from RefSeq and is a predicted model, not a curated record. Bases 268 to 918 code for a protein of 216 amino acids. Gene Ontology annotation, molecular function: GTPase activity; GTP binding.